UGGAAAAAGUCAUCUCUCAACUUGGUGAAAAUUUUUCCCUUAAAGACUUGGGUGAAUUACAUCAGUUUCUUGGUAUGGAAGUCCAUAAAACUGAAAAGGGUCUCUUUCUCUCACAAGAAAGAUAUGCUCAGGAUCUUCUUUCAAGACUUUCAAUGUACAAUGCUAAAGGAUGCAAAAGCCCCAUGUCAACAAGUUGCAUUUUAUCCAAAAACAAAUCAGACAGUAGCAUUGAUGGCACUUUGUUUAGAAGAAUCGUUGGAAGCCUUCAGUAUCUAACUAUAUCAAGACCAGAGAUAUCCUAUGCAGUUAACAAAGUGAGCCAGUAUAUGUCUCACCCUCAUGAGGAACAUUGGAAAGCAAUUAAGAGAAUACUGAAGUAUAUUUCAGGAAGCACUCACCUUGGUUUGGAAAUUGCUAAAUCUGAUAAUUUGAGUGUGGUUGGAUUCUGUGAUUCAGACUGGGCAGCAGACUUGGAUGACAGGAGAUCAACAAGUGGCUUCUGUGUUUAUAUAGGAGGUAAUCUUGUAUCUUGGAGUUCAAGAAAACAGGCUUCAGUUUCUAAGUCUAGUGCAGAAGCAGAAUACAAAAGCCUUGCUCAUGUGACUUCAGAGGUGUUAUGGAUUCUCAGUUUGCUAGGAGAAUUGCAUUUUCAGUCUGCUACUAAGCCUAGUCUUGAACAUCAUCCUCAGCCCCCAUUUUCUGUCAACUUAGUGCAGUCUGUUAAGAAGGAAGCUUGUUUAGACUUAUGGCACAAAAGACUUGGUCAUUGUAGUUAUGAAAUUGUUAAGAGUGUCUUGAAGUCCUGUAACCAGUCUUUUGAUUUGAAUACAAAUGUCACUUUAUGUUCUAUAUGUGUUGUCUCUAAAAUUCACAAGCUGCCUUUCAAUGAUUCUGAAACUGAAUACACAUUGCCAUUUGAACUUGUUCACUCUGAUCUUUGGGGACCUUCUCCCAUUAAAUCCAAAACAAGUCACCUAUAUUAUCUUAACUUUGUGGAUCAGUUCACCAAAUUUACAUGGAUCUUCUUUCUCAAACAAAAAUUUGAAGUCUUUGAUAUCUUCCUUCACUUCAAAACCAUGGUUGAAACACAAUUUGGUUUCAAAAUUAAAAAUCUUCAAACUGAUUGGGGAGGGGAAUACAGAUCACUCGAUCCUUUCCUUCAGUCUAAUGGAAUUACUCAUAGAGUUUCUUGCCCAUACACUCCUCAACAAAAUGGAACUGCUGAAAGGAAACAUAGACAUAUCACUGAAAUGGGAUUGUCUUUAUUAAACCAAUCCUCCUUGCCCUUAAAUCACUGGGAUGAUGCCUUUGCCACUCUU
This is a messenger RNA of Striga hermonthica, 1319 nucleotides long. Lineage: Eukaryota; Viridiplantae; Streptophyta; Magnoliopsida; Lamiales; Orobanchaceae. The record is from the annotation of a GenBank genome assembly.